UUACAGCGUCUCAUAACUAUGGCAGAACGGAUUCAUUUUUACGGCUUUCAAGUACCAGAUCUAAAGAAGUAUCUGCAAGAUAGGGGUAUAAGCUGCAGCAUAGGCAGGAAAAUAGAUCUUGUGCGCUUAUGUGAGCUUGCAGAGGAACUUCGUCUUGAGGUUUUGACAUCUACAAAUGACGAAGAAGAGUACGCUGUGUUUGAUGAAAGGCGCAGGACGGUGACAGUGGGGGACAACAAAAUUAUUUUAGACCCUGUAAAUGCUGUGACCGAUUGGAGUAAGGAUUUGGCCAGUAUACCAGACUUUGAAUCGUGUGAUGUGCUGGUAUACUUUAUGAGAUGGUGCGGGUGGACUCACGAACGACUAAGACUUUAUAAGCAGGAUAAUGGUUAUCGCUUACACAUGGCUUGCCAUAUCGACGAUGUCAAAGCUGCCUAUCAUGUCCACCAGGAAUAUAUUUACUUGACGGCAACUUGCAUGCCUGAGACCAGACAAAAUGCCCAGCCUUAUGAUGUCUGGAUCUUGGCAAACAAGACAACUGGUGAAAUUUUGUCAGGUGGAUGCACUUGUGUGGCGGACAAUGGAACUUGCAAGCACUGUGUUGCUUUUCUAUUUUCCCUAUCAAGUUUUUUUGAGCGACACAGAGACCGAGGAACAGAAGUAGGCACCGACAUGCAAUGUGUCUGGGAUAAACCUAGAAAGAAAUCCAAUCCCCAGAAGAUCUCUGACAUAGAUAUGAGGGUGGACCAGACGCAUCCCCAACCAACAUCCGCAACUACUGAAUCUUACAACCCAGUCGUUCCCAUUCAAGGUCCAGUGGCCAACCAUGAGAGGGACUUCUAUGAAUUGUGCAGAGGCACAGGGGCGCUUCUGUUACAAACUUUGUAUGAUGAGUCUUUUGUAAGUGAUGAUGAUGAUGAUAAUGUACUUCCAUCAAUGUCAGAUGCCUGCAAAAAUAUGCUACCCCCUUAUGACAUUUUUUCUGUAAAUGAAAAAUUGAAGAAUAUUUUUGAUAAGAAAAUAAUUACCGAAAUUGAAGACCAAACUAAAGGGCAGGAUGAAAAUCAAAAAUGGUAUGAACAAAGAAUUGGUAGAAUUACUGCUUCACAUUUUUCAUCAGUGUUGCAUUUUAGGUUUACUGAAAAUGAGGAAAACUAUAUUUCAAAAAUGAUUAUGGGGAAAACUUCUAAAGUAUCUGUACCCUCUUUGGCAUUUGGCAAGCUACACGAACCUGUCGCUAGACAGUUAUAUUUUGAACAAUAUAAAAAGCAGCACAAACAUGCAGAGAUUAAGUUAUGUGGCUUAUAUGUAGACUCAGAUUAUCCAUUUUUAGGGGCUUCUCCAGAUGGUGUUAUUAAGUGCAAAUGUUGUGGUGAAGGAUUACUUGAGAUAAAAUGUUCCUUCUUGUAUCAAAAUAAAAUGCCCAAAGAUGCUUGUAUUGAUGACCAUUAUCAUAUUGUCUUGGAUGAAAAUGAAAAUAUAAAACUGAAAUUUGAUUCUCCAUGGUACAUACAAAUUCAAGGCCAGCUAGGUGUGUGCAAAAAACAGUGGUGUGAUUUUGUAUUUUACACAAAAAAGGGCUUUAUUGUUGAUCGUAUAUAUUUUGAUGAACUCAUCUUUCAGAGGAUUGUUGAAAAAUCUGAAAUGUUUUUUGAGAAAUACCUCUUUAGAGCACUAAGACAAUUGUAAAAAUAAUUAUAUCACAGCAGAAAUGUGGUUUUAAUGCCUAACACUUAAGUUUUCAACUCAAGUUUAA
This is a messenger RNA of Saccostrea cuccullata (small rock oyster), 1756 nucleotides long. RefSeq lists its product as uncharacterized. The coding region runs from base 19 to 1689 and encodes 556 amino acids. NCBI's taxonomy places the organism in Eukaryota, Metazoa, Mollusca, Bivalvia, Ostreida, Ostreidae. The transcript is spliced from 4 exons. The record is from RefSeq and is a predicted model, not a curated record. Gene Ontology annotation, molecular function: zinc ion binding.